AUGGUCUGCAUACGGAGCAAAAAUCACACUAAUGUCGUCAAUCUGAUUGACAAGUACGAGGCGCGCUUUCAGACGGUCCAAGCGAGUGGCGUCGACUGGCGUCUGGAGCAGUACCUCAAGACGAUAUAUAAGCUGCUUGAUGAUGAGGAGAAGGCUACGGGUAAAUUAAACGACGAGCUUAUUACCGCGAAGAAGAAGGCCGACUUCUUUAAGGGCCUCCUGGAGGCGCAGUCAAAGAGUGCCGUUCUCGAGAAGUACCAGGCAAUCAACGCUGUUCCGGCGCUGGUGCCGCAAAUUGGCAGCAGCAGCAUCAACGGCACUAGAAACCAGAGCACCGAGAGCAGCAUUCGUCAGCGAAAUCUCACCAAGGCGAUUCACUUGAACAAGGCCGAGCAGGAGAUUCGAAGGGAGCUACUGCAGCAGCCUCAGAAGGGGCUGGAUUCGGAGGGCAGCAAACAACAGCUGUCGGCGGUUAAGCUGCACUCGGGGAAGAACUUUGACGACAUCGUCAAGUACCACAAGCUGCUCCAGGAGAACGUCACCAAUGAGAUGAUUGAGCUGACGCGCAACCUCAAGCACAACAUUACCGUGAGCAAUGAGAUAGUGCGCAAGGACACUGAGCUUCUCGAGAAGACGAACGUCACCGCGGACACGCAGUACAGCAAGCUGCGCCAGAACACCAACAAGAUCAGCGAGUUUGCGAACAAGGCCUGCGAGUACUGGCUGUGGAUCUCCAUCGCCAUCGUCGUCGUCACCUUCCUCACCAUGGUCAUCUUCAUUCGACUCUUCUAA
Rhagoletis zephyria (snowberry fruit fly) is the source of this 792-nucleotide messenger RNA. The record is from RefSeq and is a predicted model, not a curated record. Lineage: Eukaryota; Metazoa; Arthropoda; Insecta; Diptera; Tephritidae.